Messenger RNA from Camponotus floridanus (Florida carpenter ant), 4946 nucleotides. It is a transcript of the gene Mbs, whose product is annotated as protein phosphatase 1 regulatory subunit 12A. Gene Ontology annotation, biological process: signal transduction. Gene Ontology annotation, cellular component: cytoplasm. The record is from RefSeq and is a predicted model, not a curated record. The coding region runs from base 712 to 3813 and encodes 1033 amino acids. NCBI's taxonomy places the organism in Eukaryota, Metazoa, Arthropoda, Insecta, Hymenoptera, Formicidae. The transcript has 22 exons. Gene Ontology annotation, molecular function: protein kinase binding; enzyme inhibitor activity; phosphatase regulator activity.
GAUUCUCGUCUCUCGGAGCUUAGAUCUGCUCGUUCGGCGUGGAGCGCGAAAGAGGAGCGGCCAGGAAUAGCGGGGAGAGAUUCGCGAGUCUACCCGUUCCGUUAAAUGAUCCGGCAGAGGAGCCAGAGGAGGAGGUGUACGACCGAUCGCGACCGCUCCCUCCGGCUCCGUGAAACCCCGCGAACCCUCGUCUCGAUUCUUACCCGCUCUUCCCUAGUAUAUACGGAAUCAGGCUCCGGGGAAACGCCUGUUUCACGUGCAGUGAAAACGCGAGUGCGUGCGUGCGUACAUAUUAACACGGUGUAAUCGCCAUCAUCAUCAUCAUAGUCACUCGAGAAGAGAUUCGAUUCAGACAGAUAAGAUCGCCGGAAGCGAAGGAAGACGGAGAUAGGGUGGAAGGAAGGACGUGCGAGUAAAUGAGCGAGUGACCGUGUGCGUGUCGUGUCCGUUUGCAUGUGUGCGCGAUCGCGCGCGUGCGCCAAGCGAGAAGAAGAAGAGGAGGAGGCGCCGGAGGAGGAGGCGGAGCGGGGGGAGGGGGGGACGGAGCGAAGCCCGCGGCGCGCGCGACGAGAGAAGAGGCGAUUAUAGAGCCGUCCAGCGCCGCCGCCGCCGCCGCCGCUGCUCUGCCUUUGGGAGGAGGAGGGGGAAGAGGAGUGCGGCCGAGCGCGUCGUGCUCUCUUCGACGUCGUCGUCGUCGCCGUCGUCGGGGCGAUGUCUCUCGAGACGCGUUCCAGCUCGGCCCUGUUCAAGCGCGCCGAGCAGCUCAAGCGCUGGGAACAGUCCGAGACGAACCGCGAGCCCGCGCAGCCGCGCCAGGUCGCGCGCAAGAUCAAGUUCUCCGCCGACUGCGUGUUCCUGGCGGCGUGCGCCGCCAGCGACAAGGAGGAGGUCGUGCGCCUGCUGCAGAAGGGGGCGGACAUCAACACCGGGAACGUCGACGGCCUCACCGCGCUGCAUCAGGCCUGCAUCGAUGAUGACUUGGACAUGGUGGAAUUUUUGGUGGAGCAAGGAGCGGAUAUCAAUCGUGGAGAUAAUGAAGGAUGGACACCCUUACACGCUACGGCAUCUUGUGGAUUCAUAUCCAUUGCCAAAUACUUAAUAGAACAAGGAUGUAAUCUGGCAGCAGUUAACAACGAUGGUGAACUGGCGUUGGAUAUUGCAGAAAGCGACGAGAUGGAAGACAUGCUCCAACAGCAUAUAAAUAAAGCAGGCAUCGAUUGUGAUCAAGCUAGAAGUGAAGAAGAACAAUCAAUGCUGAACGACGCAAAAGCUUGGCGGUCAGGUGCACCAGGCAAGGAUUCUGUACAUCCUAGAUCAGGAGCUACUGCACUUCACGUUGCUGCUGCCAAAGGCUACAUCAAAGUCAUGCACAUAUUACUACAAGCUCGAUGCAAUGUUGAUGCACAGGACUUUGAUGGAUGGACGCCUUUACAUGGUGCGGCUCAUUGGGGUCAAUUGGAAACUUGCAAACUUCUUGUUGAGAAUGGCUGUGAUAUGGAUAUAAAAAAUUACGCCGGCCAAACUGCUUUUGAUGUUGCUGAUGCAGACAUCCUCAAAGCUCUUGAAAAUCUAAAAGAGCAACAGGUACUCAUAAUAAAAGAAAAUCCACAAACAAAUAAUAAGAAGCAAUCAUCUAUACCAAAGAAACGCGUUUCAACGAGUGCUGAUAAUGCAGUAAUGGUACAAGAAUCUGCAGAGAUCUUUGAAGAAGAAACACCAAAUAAAGUUAAGAAGGUUGAAUUGGAGAUUCAAUCUGACAAAGAAGAUUCCAGCACUAGUACAAACAGCGAUGUUGAAGCAACACGUGAAACACACAUGGAAGAGAGUGAUGGUGAAGGUGAAUCUGAGACUAGCUCAGAAUCACACUCUUCCACUUUCUCCAAUCAAUCUGAUAAGUCUAACCAUGUGACAUGUCUUACAGAUGAUGAAAAGAAAAAUAGAGUAAACAAGGAUGAAAAUGCACUCCAUAGUCCAAUAUCUCCGGUCGAAACUAAUAAAGUUCCUAAUCAGGCUCCAAUAUUGCCACCAAAACAACAGACUGAGGAUAAUGAAGAAGGUGUUGUACCAUCUUGGAGACGUUCAGGUUCCUUUCGAAAUAAAAUGCAAAGUACUGAAACUACUAAUUCUACAAAACUCGAAGAUAAGGAUAAGGAUAACAACAUUAAGAUAACACCAGUACCAAAUAAAAUUAGCGGAGAGCCCGAUGUGGUGUUAAGAAGAACACAUAGUUUUGAAACAGACGAAAAGUUUUAUGAGCAGUAUUUGGCAUUACGUGCUCGCAUCAAGGCGUUCUCGUGUCCUACGCUCCAUCGCUGCAAUGCAGCUGCUACUACUCACACCAAUGCUACGACUCGUUCUGCAUCUCUACGCGAAACACACAGAAAAAAAGACGUGAAAUUAAAUUUGGAAUUGUCAAGACUGCCACAAGGAAGCAAUACACUUUCACCAACAUCCGCAUCUAAAACAUUGGCCUCGAGUUUAUUGUCAUCCAUCACAACAACUACCACUGCCACCACAACAACAAGUCCUAUUCCAGUCAAUCAAAUUCGCAGUGUUCAACCAAUGGAAGCUGCAUCUACAGUUGUAUCAAAUACAAAUAAUGCAGUAACAUCUGCUCCUGGAACUCCCACUACACCAGGCGGGAGCAAACUAAGUCCAGGAAACAUCUUCAAGAAUUUCUUCAAAUCCUUCGUUCCACCGGUACGUGAUGAGGAAAGUGAAACCCAAAGGAAAGCCCACGCGAAGAGAGUGAGAGAAACUAGAAGAUCAACUCAAGGUGUGACGUUAGACGAGAUCAAGAGCGCGGAACAAUUAGUCAAGAAGAAGCAACAGAACAACGAAUCGUCGGCAGGAACACCAUCCACGCAGCCUACAACUACUGUCAGCAAUACAGCUUCGAUCACAGCUACAAUAACAACUGCAACCUCAACUACUGCUACCGUGACUACUGCGAAUAAAAUAGAAGAAUCUAAUUUGCCUGAAAGACGACCAUCUUGGAGAUUAAGGGUAGACAAUGGGAGCAAGUUUCAGUUAGAAGACGCUAAUAAUAAACCUGCUACCGAUAAUACAUCGGCCUACAUGAGAAGACCGUCUGGUGGAACUGGUAUACCUAGACCAUCAUCAGCGCCUGUAGAAACUAUUGCUACCAGUAGUACAGAAACCACAAUUACUUUACCCCUUAGGAGAUCAUUAAAGCAAUCUGAUGACAAGGAACAAGAUAAGGAAAAUGAUAGUAGAAAUGCACAAGCUACACAGGCAGUUAUACAAAGGAGACGUAGGCCUAAAAGAAGGUCGACGGGUGUAGUCCACGUGGAUAUGGAUGAAAUCGAUCCGGAGAAACAAGAUGUAAUUGCUGGCGGUGACUGUGAUGAUUCCAAGAUCAAUCACAAUGAAAGUGGAAACGAUCGUUCUUCUGUGAGGACUAAUAGAUUAGGUUCAAUAUCUUCAUUAUCAUCAGAAGCGUCAUCAACGCCGAUCAGAUUAAAAUCCAAUAAUUCCGAAAAUGGCGAAUUAGACUAUAAGAAAUUGUAUGAGGAAUCUCAGGUCGAGAACGAAAGGUUAAAGGACAAAUUGAAGCGUUCCGAUGAACAAUUGAAGGAAGUUAGAAGUUUAUUGGAGAAAGCGCAAAGCAACCAAAACAAAGUAAUUCUCUCUGAGGCAGAAAAGAGAGAAAGGCGAGCAAUGGAAAGAAAACUUUCGGAAAUGGAAGAAGAAUUAAAGCAAUUGCAAAAACUCAAAGCUGAAAAUGAGAGAUUGAAAGCCGAAAAUCGGGCACUUACCCGUGUCGUAUCCAAACUCACCAAUACUAAAUAGGUGAUGGACCAACUAAAAUGCGAAAAUCAGAGGCUAAAAGAUGAAAAUGGUGCCUUGAUCAGAGUAAUCAGCAAAUUGUCCAAAUAAAUCUUGUAGUCUCGACUACACAUCGCAAUGAAAUUUUAAAUUGUUAAUUCUAUGUUAUUAAUUUGUAUAUCGAAAUGAAUUGCUUUAAUUAUCGCAGCAUUAUUAUCUAGUAUUCUUACAAACGCACAUCACGCUAUCGAUGAAUUUAUCCUUGUGCUAGUAAUUUAACUUAUUCCGAUGAUGAGAACAAAUUAUUAAUCGCAUGGCUGUGCCAAAGGCGAAAAAAAGAUAGUACUCUUAUUCUUAGACUGUGAAUGAUUUUGUAAAAGACUUAGAGAAAGAAAUUUUACUUUGCGGAAUUAUUUUUUAUUGUCUUAUAUAUAGAAAGAUAAAUUUUUCAUAAUCCACUAAAAUCAAUUCGAUGUUUGGUAGUAAAGAAAAAAAAAGAAGAAAUCCAGAUUUACUUUAUAUUUGACUUCCUAGAGAGAAGAAAAAAUGUUGAUUUUUUACAGCUUUCUUUUUUUAACAAAUCACGUUAUCAAUGUUGAGUUUCUUUAUUAAGGAUAUUUUUAUGUAAAUAUGUAAUAGACAAUGGUGAUGACAAUGCGGCAUUUUAAUGAUUGAAAGAAAAAAUUUUUACUUACGGAGCAAGUCUCUGAAAUACUCUGACUGCAGACAAAUAAACACAGUAAAACGAGUCCAUUUACAUUAAAAGAAAAGCAAUAAACGAUAUUUCUGUUUCGCCUGGUUAAAUUAUACAGCUAGUAAAGAAGAAUGGAGUCACAAAGAACAUGAUCUUGCUACUCAAGUGGCCUUUCUCUGAAGACUGCAAUUUAUAAAUCCUUCCAUCAUUGCCAUUUUUGCAGUAUAAGCAGAAAUUUGAUGCAUGUACGGGAGAAUAAAUGUUUUUAAUUUUACUCUGUAAUAUUAAUACAUUUUCUUAUAAUAUCACAGAUAUACAUGUAAAAUAUACUUAAGACACAUUGGGAUUUUUUUUAAUCUCCUUAAAGUGCUAAAAUUACUAUAUGUUAGAGCUGUGGCUGUAAAAAAACUUGAGUUCGAAUGCUGUUGAUGACAAAAAAACUUGAGUUCGAAUGCUGUUGAUG